This is a messenger RNA of Didymodactylos carnosus, 1795 nucleotides long. Lineage: Eukaryota; Metazoa; Rotifera; Eurotatoria; Philodinida; Philodinidae. The record is from the annotation of a GenBank genome assembly.
GUCUUUGUUCAUAUUACUUCUCUCAAAUAUUGCUCGUCAUGAAUCAGGUGUCAUUGCUUUAAAUAAACUGAAUACAAUCAAGAUACUAAAACAAUUUAAGGCAAAAUAUUCAUCUACUUUAAUUAAACUUCAAGAUGUUAAUACUUCAUACUAUAUGAUGUAUGCAGCAUUAUUAGAACCAAACGAAUUGAAAAAUGAUACCGAUUCGAUGGUAGAAACAGUAAUUGAUUAUAUAUUUAGCGAAAUAAUUUAUGCAUUUGAAUCACCCUCAUUAUACAGUAAAACAUACCAUGUCACUGAACUUUUAGUCUUACUAUCAAAACUAGUAGUUAAUGAUAAAUGCAUUCAAUAUAUUUUGAAUCAAACGAAAAUUAAUGCAUACGAUUAUUUCAUGGAAAAGUUUAUUCAAUACAAUAAAAUCAAGAUAGUUGACGAAUUGAUAGAAUUAAUUUGUUUAACAUUAUUCAAUAUAUUUUGGAGUAUUAGUUUUCAAAAUGGUUACGAUAAAAAAUUAAAAGUAAAUAUACAAUUUGUUGAUAUUGUUCAAGUAAACCAAAAUAAUACAAUUUUAGGUGUAAAAAAUGCAGCAAAAGGUAUUUUAUCGAAUCUUGAUAUUAAUCAAAAUUUGAUUACGUCUAAUAUCGUUUCAUCAAUUGAUGAGAAUGACAUGAGUAUUAUGGUAUCGUAUUCACAUCAGGAUAGAGAUUUUUGUCAAAAACUUGUAUCGAAUUUAAAAGAGAAAAUAAGUAAUGUGUGGGUCGAUUAUGAAAGACUCAAAUCGAAUGAAGGCUGGGAAGAUGUUGCGAAUGCUAUAACACAAGCAAAAAUUAUCUUAAUAAUUGCAACACAAAAUUAUUGUGCAUCAAACUCGUGUCGUCAAGAAGCGAUAUAUGCAUACACACAGGGCAAAAUAAUUAUACCUCUUUUUCUCUCCCGAGAUUAUCAACCCGAAAAAUGGUUAGCAAUACGAAUUGAAAAUGUAGCAUAUAUCCGAUUUAAUACGGAUUUAUUUGAAAAAACGUUUUCGAAGUUGGUUGAUCUUAUCUUUAUGAGUGAGAAAAAAAGAUCGACUGAUAAAUUAAAGCUGAAUCACGCAGUAAUUUCUACGAAACCAAUAGCACUUACUCUUAUCAACGAGAAAAUACUUUCGAAAAAAGAAAUUAACGUGCAACAAGUUUCAUUAGAACAUACAGCAUCAUUUCUAUCGUCAUCAUCACAUUUAACCAACAAAUCUGUACACAACUGGACAUUUGAUGACGUAAAACAAUGGUUUCGGCAAGAAAACUUACCAACAUCUUUGUGUUCGUUAUUUUCAUUCAAAAAUGUGAUUUAUGCAAAAUUAUUAUUGAAUGAUAAAUCAAAAAUUCAUAAAGAAUACGAUAUUUUAUCGAGUCGUUUAUAUAGGGAACCAUUUUAUUGGGAUCAUUACUCAAAUUUUAUCAGUUCAUUGGAAAAUUUAAUACAACGGAAAUCAAUUUAUUCGUGGACACCGAAUGAUAUUCAACAGUGGUUUAAUGAACAAAAUUUACCAUCUUAUUUAUGUUCAAUGUACAGUUUUUCUAACGGAAAAUCACUUGUUACUUACGCUCAACUUUUAAUGAAAGUUGAAGUAGACAAUGAAUAUAACCGAUUAAAAAAACGUGUGAAGAGCGAAUAUAAUAAACAAUUUUAUCCCGAUGAAUAUGCAAAGUUGUUUACUGCAAUGACUAGUCUGGUAAACAAUACUAAAAAUGAAAUAAGAAGAGAAGAACAGUUUAGACAGGACAAUGGUAUACAAUCAUGCAGAAUUUUGUAG